UGCGGUGCGGCGGUCUAUCGACUCCUCGGGCUCGAGCGAGCGGGGAUAACCGAAGUGCGCGGCGCGCGAGGCACGCUGGAGGUGCCGCGGCGUACGUCAGCGUGCUAUAUGUCAGUAUAAAUAUUGUUCUGUCGCUCGCGCGAGCCGCAGCUUUACCCUGCUCCCUUGCACUCCUUUCUCGUGAAAUCCUCUUUCGCGCUCGCAUCUCCUCCCCAUUUUUUUUCCUCUCUCUUUUUCAUCCUCUCUCUCUCCUCUCGAAUUCCUUCAUUGUCUCUCGUCAAGCUGGUCGCGCGCGCGGUUCACGGAGCGCCUCGAGUCCGUCGCACACGCGCUCCGAUUCUGCUCCCCGACACGACCGGGAGUCGCCGUGAAUAAACGGAACGCGAAUUGCCGUGUGAUCGCAGUGUGAUAAACCGCGGGUUCGUUCGGUGACUCUUCCCCGGUGGCGCGGAAUGGUCGGAGUAAUUGCCCCGUGUAAUCCCGCAGGACGCGAAACGUCCGGUGAGCCGCGGUGACCGUGCCGCUCUGUCAUCUGUUUCCAAGAAAAGAGCGAGAGAGAGAAAGAGAAAGAGAAGGAGAGCGAGAGGACUGGCCUCUACCUGCACCGAGCGAACGAGCGAGCGACCGAGACCUGCGUGUGUAUAUGUGCGGUAACGUGGUAUGGCUCGUCGUCGGUGGUUCCUCGCCGCCUUUAUUACAGCGGAACCCGAAUGCGUGCGCGAACGCGAGCGUACCCCUCUCGCCUGACCGGCCUACCCGCCACCGUAAGGCUGCGUUCACACGUGAAAUCGAUUUUCGCGCGGGGACCGUCAUCCGGCCGUACCUCGCCGAGGAGUCGCAUUACCGCGGUUAAUGAACGGAACCAACGCCGGCCGAUCGUCCAAUCAGCUUUUAGCCAGGCUGGACGAGCGUAGUCGAAUGCAGCUGGGCUCAGCAUGCCCUCUAAGAAGCAGUACAACCUCGUACAUAAUGACGAGUACGACACGCGAAUACCGCUGCACAGCGAGGAGGCGUUCCACCGCGGAAUCGUGUUCCACGCCAAGUUCAUCGGCUCUAUGGAGGUUCCGCGACCGACUAGCCGAGUGGAGAUCGUGGCGGCGAUGCGAAGAAUCCGCUACGAGUUUAAGGCCAAAGGCAUCAAGAAAAAGAAAGUGACGCUGGAAGUCUCGGUGGAUGGGCUGAAAGUGACCCUACGGAAAAAGAAGAAGAAGCAACAGCAAUGGAUGGAUGAGAAUAAAAUAUAUCUGAUGCACCAUCCGAUUUACAGGAUAUUCUACGUCUCGCAUGACAGCCACGAUUUAAAAAUAUUUAGUUACAUUGCCCGUGACGGGAGCAGCAAUACAUUCAAAUGUAACGUCUUCAAAUCUAGCAAAAAGAGUCAAGCGAUGAGGGUAGUGAGAACGGUCGGGCAAGCUUUCGAGGUGUGCCAUAAAUUAAGCAUAAACAACACGGAGGAUCGAGGGGAGAAAGACGGGGAGAAUCACGGUGAAAAUUACGGUGAUGUUUACGAGGACCAAGACGAAAUUCCUAACGAGCAAUCUCAGCCUUCUCCGCCGCCAGUACAUAAAGACAUAUCAUUAUUGGGGGAUACUGAGGAUUCGGUUCCCGAGCAAACGUCCGUUACCUGUCUACUUCGAUCGCACGAUGGACCGGCAACGACAACCUCUACCUCACCAAUCAGACAGUCGCCGUCGGGCACGGUGACCUCCGAGUGCGGAGGUUUAUUGGUGGGAGGCGAAUUAACAGCCCUGAAGCACGAAAUACAGCUUCUGCGUGAACGUUUGGAGCAACAGAGUCAACAAACCAGAGCUGCCGUUGCCCAUGCGCGACUUCUUCAAGAUCAGCUGGCGGCGGAAACGGCAGCGCGCGUCGAAGCCCAGGCGAGGACGCACCAACUUCUAGUGCAGAAUAAGGAAUUGCUAGAACACAUAAGCGCACUGGUGGGCCACCUGAGGGAACAGGAGCGUGUUUCCGGUGGUCACGUCACCUCGCAGUCGCAAAUCCCGACGCCCGCGUCCAUGCAACAGAACGCGGCGGUCUCCGACCUGUCGGGCCUCGGCCAGUGCCAACGGACCGGGGGCCAGAGUUCGCCAUGGGAACUGGAUCCACCGACCUUUCCGUACUGCACGUAUCCGCCGGAAUCGCUGUAUUCCAGCGGUCUCGGCGCCAUGGGAAUCCAGAGUAACAACACCGUCGCGGAUCAGCUGCAAUUCCAAACGCAGCUGUUGGAGAGGCUGCACAACCUAAGCCCGUUUCAGCCCCAGAGAUCACCCUAUAAUACACCGUCGCCGUACGCGAUGGGCCCAAGUCUACUUCUACCUCCGUGCAGCGGACCGACGAAUUCAGCCCAGCUGUCUCCAAAUUCUGCGUCCCUGCGAGUCUCCCAACCGAACAGUUUUUCCUCGUCGCCGAUCAUGGCUCACAAGCUCGAGAGCUACGGGACGGACAAUUCGGAUCACGCUUUCAUAAAGCCCUUGCCGUGCACCAACGACAGAAACGUGGCUCAUCUGUCGGCCGAUGUUAAAGUCAAGCAAGAACGCUCGAAUCUGCACGAUUCUUCCGAAAUACCUCCAAUAAUUCUGGACCCACCACCGCAGGGCAAACGCACGGACAGCGCGAUCAAGAAGGCGAGCACGAAGCAAAGUUCGAUGGCUUACGGCAUGCAUCAGGACAACAAGAGUAAUUUGCAGAGUCCGAAAGGUCCGAAAGGAAUGGCGACCAUCCUGCGAUCGUCGGGUCCGCCGCCCUCCCGCACGACGAGCGCCCGAUUACCUUCGCGCAACGACCUGAUGACCGAAAUGCAGCGAACCACCUGGGCUCGCCACACCACCAAAUGACAGAACGCCAUUCAGUAGAAUAAUGCGAAUCUGCGCGACCUUCGGCUUUUCGAUAAACGAAGCCCGAUAAUUUCGUUAUAGAAUUCGAAGAAAACACAUGUCCAAGUAUAAUAUCCUCAUUAGUCGUGAAUCACGAGAAAAUUUACGCGUGGUUUGAUUUAACGGAUGACAGGGUUUGCAUUUUCUCCUCGAUCGCUCAAAGUCGAAUCUCAUACGUCAUACUUAGAGACUUCUAAGAUGUAUAGUACAUGACUUUUUUCGAUAUACGUAAAAAGUGGAUUGUAGAAGAACUGUCGAAUAAAUUGCCAAGUGAAAAUUUGUUGCUAAAUAAGAAAUAAGAAUUUUGAGAAUAUAUAUCUUUUACAAAGUUUUACUAGAGCUCUCGAUCACUCAAUGCAGAGUCAAUGAAUCACCGUAGUGUAGUGAUAUUCCUGAUGACGAACGUGAGAGUCGCGAUUUCAACAGGUUGUACAUUCAUUCGCAUCUUACGAGUAACGUCCGUGGAGUGUUAUAAAUCGUUAAAAGAUUGGAACGGUAGUCGCGUUCCGGCGAAUUAGUGGAUGUUAUACCUCACGCACGUCUCGCGUGUCCGAAGAGACGGAUUGUAAUACGUAAUUCGUACAUUUAUUCGUAUCCGCGACAUUUACAGUGUACUCCCGUGUAUAAAAAAAAAAGGUCGUCGUUUAGCGGACGAACUUGUGCCAAAAGUACCAAUCGUCUUAAGAGAGUUUAUUUUCAGUAUAUUUUUAAGUAAUGUAAAAAUAAAGAUAAGCGUGAUCACAGAGA
Molecule: messenger RNA, 3623 nt
Organism: Wasmannia auropunctata (little fire ant)
Lineage: Eukaryota; Metazoa; Arthropoda; Insecta; Hymenoptera; Formicidae
Product: carboxyl-terminal PDZ ligand of neuronal nitric oxide synthase protein
Exons: 12
Coding region: 936-2837 (633 amino acids)
Molecular function (GO): nitric-oxide synthase binding
Source: RefSeq, a predicted model, not a curated record